Molecule: messenger RNA, 3318 nt
Organism: Volvox carteri f. nagariensis
Lineage: Eukaryota; Viridiplantae; Chlorophyta; Chlorophyceae; Chlamydomonadales; Volvocaceae
Exons: 17
Coding region: 1-3318 (1105 amino acids)
Biological process (GO): ribosomal small subunit biogenesis
Cellular component (GO): nucleolus
Molecular function (GO): protein binding; RNA binding
Source: RefSeq, a predicted model, not a curated record
AUGGGCACGGCGGUUCGCGAGGAAACAGGGCCCACCGGGGCCGCGCUUUCUCCAGUCGCACACAAGGACGUGGGCGCAGCGGGGGUAGCCAAAGACGGGGACCCGCGCUUCCGUUCUCUUUGCUGCGUGAGCUUGGUGGCGAUGACACUGAUGGCGGCGGCGGCGGUGGCGCCCGCCUUUACGGGGGCCGUGGCGGCCGCGGUGGCGGCGGCGGGCGCUUUGGCACCCCGGCCCGGGGACAUGGAUACGGAUAAGGGCGAGGGCAAGGCAGGUCAGGGCCCGGCAAAGCGACGGCGGGUGCUUUCCUCCGGGGGAGAUGGAGGUGACGGCAAUGGCGGCGGCGGCGGCGGCGGCCGCAGCAGCAAAGCCGGUCCCCGAGUCGGCGGGCUGACACGUACAUUGGCUGCCAUGAAGCAGCAGCCGACUGGAUCCAAAUCUGGAUCUGGAUCUGGGCAGGGGGAAGGUCCGAGCUCUACUAAAACCAAGUUUCAUGAACUGUUGGUUGACGGUUGGGAGAGCCGUAACGGUCGCGAGGCGUUUAUGGAGGAGCUUCGCCUGCAGGCACGACUUGCGAAGAAGCUUGGCAAGAAGAGCAAGAAUGAUGCCUUGGACGGGAUGGACAAACUCAUGGGCUUCCUUUCAGCUGGAUCCGGAUCCAUGCUGCCCAGAUAUCUGGAUCCAGAAUCCCGUCAGAUGGCUGAAGAUCUUCUGGUGAAAUCCGGAUCCGGAUCUGGUGCAGAUCAAGGGUCUCGAUCCAAGGCACCAGCAAAGAGCGGUCAACAGCCGGCAAACGCCGCAGCAGCUGCACGGCAAGUGGCCGAGAUUUUGGAUCGUGAAUCCGAUGAGGAGCUUGAGUUUUUUGGAAUCGAUCCAGGAAACUCAAGGGAGGGUGACGAUGAGGGCGACGGGGAGGAGGAGGGCAGCAGUGAUGGCGAGGACUUGCAUGACAUGUACGACAUGGAUCUCGGUUCUGAAUCCGAAGACGAGGACGACGAUGGCGAUGCGGAGGGCGAGGUGUACAGCAGCAGUGAUGAUGAAGAUGAUGGUGGCAGCGGUGGCAGAGAGGGAGGUCUGAGCUCUGAGGAAACUGACGGCGACGACGAGGACGAGGACGAUGAGGACGACGGCGAUGAAGAUGAAGAUGAGGAGGAGUACGACAUGCUCGGCCAUCUCAUGGGAUCGGAUUCCGAAGAUGCCAGAGAUGCUGGUGCUGUCUCCAAGGGUGGUGAUGAGGAUGACGACGACGACGAGGACGCGGAUGAGGACGAUGAGGAUGGGGAUGGGGAUGAUGAUGAUGAUGAUGAUGAGGAGGAGGACGACCGGGGCCAAGAUGAUGAAAUUGGGGAUGAUGUCCUCCGAAACCAGAGGCGACCGUCAAGGGAGGUGCUGACGUCAUCACGUACAGGCGGGAGCCAGCAACAGCAACAACAGCAGCAGCAACAAAAGUAUGUGCCGCCAGCGCUACGUGGGCAACUGGCAGCUGCGGCCGCCACUGCUGUUGGAGGGGGAGGAGGGGGAGGAGGGGACGCCGCCCGUGUGCAGGUGGAGCGCCGCGUGACGGGGCUUAUCAACAGGCUCGCGGAGGCCAACCUCCAAGCCAUCUCUCGCGAUGUGGCUGAGUUGUACCGCACUCAAGGACGAAGACUGGUUUCGGAGGCUGUGGCAGCGCAGAUUCUGGGGGCCGCGGAGUCGGGGCCUCGCGCGUCCGAGCAGUUUGCGGCAGUCGCAGCUGCCUUCGUUGCGGCCAUCGCCGCUCAGACGGAGGCUCAGGACCUGGCUGCCGGUUUCCUGGCGGCGCUGGCGGAGAGGCUGGAGGGGGCCAGGGGGAGCGGGGACAGCCUGGCCCAAGCCAAUUUGGUGACUCUCCUAGCGUACUGCUACAGCGCCGGUUUGGUGGCGCCCGGGUUGUGCUACAGCCUGCUUGCGGUCCUCAAGGAGCGGUUUCAGGAGGCUGACGUGGCGGCCAUGGUCACAUUACUCAAUGCGGUAGGCUUGCAGCUACGUAACGCCGACCCGGGCCUUAUGAAGGAGUUCGUACUGGGGGUGCAUGAGCGGGCGGCUCAGUUAGGGCGGGAAGGUAACCUGAGUCGUCGAGCCCAACUCAUGCUGGACCUCAUCAUCGACAUCAAGAACAAUAAAACAUCGGCCGCAGGGGGAGCGGCAGCCUCCGUAGCCCUGGCAGGCAAUGUCACGCGGAAAGGAAAGACCGCCGAUGCCGCCGCCGGCGCCGGCGGUGGCGGCCGCCGCGGCGGCGCGCUGGCUGUGCUACAGCCUUCCGUUGCCAAGUGGUUGCAGCAGUUGGGGGUUGAGGAGGUGUGCUUACGAGGGCUCACGUGGCAGAAGCUUUUGGCGCCGAAUAAAAAAGGUAUGUGGUGGAUGCCGGUCGCUGGAGAGGCCCUGGACGAUCCCUUGAUGCUGGCGGCGGCGGGUGGUGGUGGUGGCGGCGGCAGCGUGGGCGCCGCUAGCGCCACGGCCACAGCCACCGGCGCUGGUGGUGGUGGUGCUGCUGCUACAGCUGCUAGUACCGCCCGAUUGCUGCAGCUGGCGGCGGCACAGAGAAUGAACACCGACGCGCGGAGAGCUGUGUUUGUGGCCAUCAUGGGUUCUGAGGACUGUAGGGAAGCUCACGAGAAGCUUCUACGACUGCCUCUCAAGGGCGACCAACGCCGCGAGAUUGUUCGCGUGCUGGUGGACAGCUGCCUGGGGGAGAAGACCUGGAACCCGUACUACGGCUUCUUGGCGCUGCGGCUAUGUGGGGGAGGAGGGGAGGGGGGUACCGGUGGUGGUGGGUCGGUGGGACGAGCGCACCGCGUGACGAUGCAGUACUGCCUUUGGGACAAGUUCAAGGAGUUGGAGUCAAUUGAUGUACGGCCGCUGACCCACCUGGCCAAGCUUGCCGCGCUGCUGGUGGCGCGGUUCGCCCUGUCGCUGUCGCUGUUGAAGGUCGUUGACUGGUCCGACCUGACCGCCAAGCAGUUGCUGACGUGGCGCAUCUUCAUGCAACACCUGCUGAGCAGUUGCAAGACUGCAGGUGAUGUCAAGCAGGUCUUUGCACGCGUGGCCUCACAACCCAAGCUUCACUCGUUCGUGCGCUCCUUGCCCCGAUCUCUUCCACCGCUAAGGCCCCCCUCGUCGCCGUGUUCCACUCUGUCCCCCCUCAUCUCGGGGCUCCUCCUCUUCUUGCGCUCCUCCUUCGCGCCCUGGGUGGCGAUCAAGCUGCCGCCCGGUCCGGAGUCCGAUGAGCUGUUGAGGCGGACGAGGGUGGCGGAGAAGGAGCUGGCGGCGGGAGAGGGCAGGGCGGCGGCGGUGGUGAUUUGA